ACGCGCGCGCUCCAGGUCGUUCAGGUCGCGACGACGAGGCGAGCGCGGCUCGCGCGCGCGGCGUGAUCCCGCGCCGUCGCCAUGGCGUCCCGGUUCCUGCGCAAGACGGUCAGGACUCUACCUUCGCCACUCCCAUCACUUGCCGAUCUGCGGUACGUGGUGGAGCGCACGUGCACGUACGAUCUCAAGCGCGGGUGGGACGCGCUCGGCGUGACCGUCGUGAAGAGCGUGGCCCCGACCUUCCCCGACCUUCUGCAGCAGAUCCAGCGCACGCGCGACGAGCUCGCGAAUAACCUCGACCCGCCGCUGGCGACGGACUCGGUGUGCGGCGCGGUGCUCUUCUCGGGCGACGCGAUGUCGCCCGCGAUCCGAACGUCCCCGAGACUCGUCCCGCGCGACGACGACGACGACGCGGACGCGGACGCGCGCGCGUCGCGCGCCCCGCGCGCGUCGCGCGCCCCGCGCGCGUCGCGCCGCGCCGCCCUCCUCGUGCGCGAGCUGUACUACCCCGAGCACGACGACGAGGAGCUCGUCGCGUUUCGCGCCAUCGCGGCGAAGCCCGGCUGGCUCUUCGACCCCAACCUGUUGUCGCGCCCGCUGUUGUCGCUGCCGUGGCCGCGACGCGCGCACGUCGGCGACGUCGUCGCGUUUCUCGACCCCGCGGAGGCGGAUGCGGAUGCGGAGACGGACGACGGUGAUCCCGCGGUGAUCGUCCGCCGCGUCGCCGCGCUGGAAGGGGACGUCAUGACGUCCACGACGGGCGCGGAGGACGACUUCGUCGUCCCGGCGGACCACGCGUGGGUGCUUCGCGACUGCGACGACGGGGUCGCGUCCGCGUCGGACGCGCGAGAUAGCCGCGCGUUCGGACCGCUGCCGCUGCGGCGCGUCAUCGGGAGGGUGGUGUACAGCGCGCGGAGCGCGAGCGAUCACGGCGUCGUGAGGAACAGCGCGGAGGCGACGCGGGUGGACGUGCCGAUAUUGAGCGCGGAGCUGGGGAGGGGAUUGGAGACGAUGCUGUCGCUGUUGGAGGAGGCGGCGGAGGAGGGAGACGCGAGGUCGCGGUAGGGUAGCUAUGAGCUUAAUCAUUCAUUCAUUCGCACGUUCGCUC
Messenger RNA from Micromonas pusilla CCMP1545, 1108 nucleotides. RefSeq lists its product as uncharacterized. Bases 82 to 1065 code for a protein of 327 amino acids. The transcript has a single exon. Lineage: Eukaryota; Viridiplantae; Chlorophyta; Mamiellophyceae; Mamiellales; Mamiellaceae. The record is from RefSeq and is a predicted model, not a curated record.